AUGAAUAAAACAUAUUAUUCUUCGGUGUCUGAAUUUGUGUUCCUGGGACUUUCUACCUCUAGACCAGUGCAGCAUGUCCUCCUUGUCUUCUCUCUGGUGCUUUAUGUCACAAUUUUUCUGGGAAACCUCACUGUUGUGCUUACAGUGAUCUUUGCUCCUCAUUUACAUUCACCCAUGUACUUUCUUCUAGCCAACCUCUCAUUCAUUGAUUUGUGUCUUUCUACCUUAACAGUUCCUAAGAUGAUUUCUGACCUGUUCUCUGGGAAUAAGACCAUAUCUUUCCAGGGGUGCAUUGUUCAAAUAUUUGGUAUUCAUAUCCUGGGUGGCUCUGAGAUGGUGCUACUCAUUUCUAUGGCCCUGGACCGGUAUGUGGCCAUAUGUAAGCCUCUCCACUACAUGACUAUCAUGAACCCACGCGUGUGCAUUUUGCUUUUAUGUGGUGCUUGGACUAUUGGCUUCAUUCAUGCAGUAGCUCAGUUAGCUUUUGUUGUCCACCUGCCAUUUUGUGGUCCUAAUGAGAUUGAUAGUUUUUACUGUGACCUUCCUUGGUUUAUAAAACUUGCCUGCGCAGACACCUAUGGAUUGGAAUUUAUGGUGACUGCCAACAGCGGGUUCAUUUCCAUGGGAACCUUCUUCUUAUUGAUUAUUUCCUACAUAUACAUCUUGAUCACUGUAUGGAAAUGCUCUUCAGUUGGUUUGUCUAAGGCUCUCUCUACCCUAUCAGCUCACAUCACUGUGGUGGUUUUAUUCUUUGGACCAUGUAUUGUCAUUUACAUGUGGCCAUUUCCCACAGUGCCAGUGGAUAAGUUUCUUGCCAUUUUGGACUUUAUGAUUACACCCAUUAUGAAUCCUGCUAUUUAUACUUUGAGGAAUAAAGAGAUGAAGCUAGCAAUGAGGAGACUGAGUAGUCAAUUCCUCACAUUGAGGGUAUCUCCUAAGUAA
Talpa occidentalis (Iberian mole) is the source of this 942-nucleotide messenger RNA. Its product is annotated as olfactory receptor 4F6-like. The coding region runs from base 1 to 942 and encodes 313 amino acids. Gene Ontology annotation, biological process: G protein-coupled receptor signaling pathway. The record is from RefSeq and is a predicted model, not a curated record. Gene Ontology annotation, cellular component: membrane. The transcript has a single exon. Gene Ontology annotation, molecular function: olfactory receptor activity; G protein-coupled receptor activity. Lineage: Eukaryota; Metazoa; Chordata; Mammalia; Eulipotyphla; Talpidae.